Hibiscus syriacus is the source of this 3078-nucleotide messenger RNA. RefSeq names its product probable leucine-rich repeat receptor-like serine/threonine-protein kinase At3g14840. Gene Ontology annotation, biological process: protein phosphorylation. NCBI's taxonomy places the organism in Eukaryota, Viridiplantae, Streptophyta, Magnoliopsida, Malvales, Malvaceae. Bases 126 to 2906 code for a protein of 926 amino acids. The record is from RefSeq and is a predicted model, not a curated record. Gene Ontology annotation, molecular function: ATP binding; protein binding; protein kinase activity. The transcript is spliced from 23 exons.
UUCUCCCCAUACCCUUAAAAAGCUGGCAACUUAAAGAUCCAGAGAUAGCUGCAUCUAAAAGCUAACUUUUGAUGAGAAAAAAAGUUUAGGUGCAAGAAGAUUGCUUCAUUUCACGAAGAAAAAACAUGGGAAGAGUUGUUAAUUGUCCUUCAACCAUGAAAAUUCUCUUUGGGUACAUAGUUCAUACAGUAUUGGUGCUCAUUUCCAUGGAACCAAACCAAGUUGAAGCUCGAGUAGAGCCAACUUAUCCACCACAUUAUGAAGUAAAAGCUCUUCGUGAGAUAGCGGCAGAACUUGGAAAGAAGGAUUGGAAUUUCAGUAAGAACCCUUGUAACAAUAAGUCAAUCUGGUUUACUCCACCGCCGCCGCCAAAUGUACCUCAGGCCAUUAACAACAGUACUGUCACCUGCAAUUGCUCCUUCCCCAAUGGUGAAUGCCAUAUUGAUGGCAUCUAUCUUUCAGGGCAGGAUCUUGAUGGUGUUUUUCCACGCUCACUUGUCAAGCUACCAUUUAUUAGAACUUUAGAACUCUAUCUCAACUACCUUAAGGGUUCAAUACCACAUGAAUGGGCUGCUCUGAAGUUGGAGACAGUGUCAGUUGCUAUGAAUCGCUUAUCGGGGUCGAUUCCAGGCUCUUUGGGAAACAUAACCACUCUAAAAUAUUUGAGCCUCGAGAACAACAUGUUUUCUGGAACUAUUCCUCCUGAGUUUGGGAAAUUGAUUAACCUGGAUAAUAGUACUCUUAAUGCUAACUAUCUCACCGGAAAGUUUCCCUCAUCCCUUGCUAAUCUGUCCAAUCUAAAAGAACUUAGGAUUAGCAGUAACAAUUUCGUUGGAAAGAUACCUAAAAUUUUUCAAAGUUGGAAGCAACUUGAGAAGUUAGAGAUUCAAGGUAGUGGUUUAGAAGGGCCAAUUCCUCCGAGCUUAACACUCUUGCAUAACUUAGUGGAACUAAGGAUCAGUGACUUACCUGGAGAGGGUUCAAAGUUUCCAAACUUAAAAAAUAUGAAAAACAUGUACAGAUUGAUAUUACGUAGCUGCAAUAUAACUGGACCAAUCCCAGAUUACAUAUGGGAAUAUUCACAACCGCAGAUUUUAGAUCUCAGUUUCAAUAAAUUGGAAGGAAAUAUUUCAGACUCUGAAAGCCUUACAAAAACGCAGUACAUGUACCUGACAGACAACUCGCUUAAUGGGAUCAUUCCAGGUUGGAUGAGUAUUAGAGAUAGCCGCUACCAGAUUGAUCUUUCUUAUAAUAAUUUUUCUGAAGACCCAGGGUCGCCUUCUUUUCGUGAAAAUCUAAAUUUGUUCGAAAGCUUCUCAGGAGGCAAAAACUUAGGAUUAGAUAACUGCCUGAAGAACUUUCCUUGUUCCAAAGAUUGGUAUUCAGUAAAUAUAAAUUGUGGUGGAGGAGCAACAACUAUUAAUGGCAUCGACUAUGAGGCAGAUGAAGACUUAGGAGGUCCAGCAAAAUAUUUUCCACUCAAAGAGACGUGGGAAACUAGUAGCACUGGGUUUUUCUGGGAUACCUCUGUUACUUCAAAGGACUUUGUAGCACAAAAUGUUUCCAUUCUCAGAACAAACAACUCAGAUUUAUACACAAGAGCGCGCCUCUCUCCUCUUUCUCUCACGAAUUAUUUUCGUUGCUUAGCAAAUGGAAACUAUACAGUUACACUUCACUUUGCAGAGAUAGUUAUCAGAGCCAAUAGAUCCUAUCAAAGUCUUGGUAGGAGGAUAUUUGAUGUUUAUGUACAGGAGAAACUGGAAUUGAAAGAUUUCAAUAUUAAAGAUGAGGCAAAGGAUGUCAAUAAAGCGGUUAUAAGGAAAUUUAAAACGGUUGUCAGGAACAAAACUUUGACAUUACGCUUUCACUGGGCUGGGAAGGGGACAACGGCAACCCCAAGAAGAGGAACAUAUGGCCCUUUGACAUCAGCCAUUCAUUUGGGAAUAACUGUUUUUACCUUUUUACCCCCUUUGUUGAUAGAUUUCAAGCCUCCAGUUCUAAGUGGCUGGAAUAAGAAUAUGAAGUUUGUAGUGGGAGCUAUCGUUUCUGUUCUGUGCCUGAUUUUUGGAAUCUUAGGCAUUCUAUGGUGGCAAGGCUAUUUUCCACGUGAGCCAUCAAGGGAACAGGUCUUGAGGGGGUUAGACCUGCAGGCUGGCUUUUUUACGUUCAAACAGAUGAAAGCUGCUACGAACAACUUUGAUGCUGCAAAUAAAAUUGGAGAAGGUGGUUUUGGAGCUUUCUACAAGGGUGUAUUGCUUGAUGGUACCAUAAUUGCAAUUAAAAAACUUUCUUCAAAAUCAAGACAAGGGGAUCGAGAAUUUCUGAAUGAACUAGCCAUGAUUUCAGGAUUACAACACCCAAAUGUUGUUAGAUUGUAUGGAUGUUGUGUUGAGGGAACUCAGCUGUUGUUGGUAUAUGAAUACAUGGAAAAUAAUAGCCUUGCACGUGCUUUAUUCGGUCCUGAAGAAAGCCAACUGAAAUUGGACUGGCCUACAAGGCAGAAAAUUUGUCUCGGAAUAGCAAAAGGUCUGGCUUUCCUGCACGAGGAAUCGAAUUUAAAAAUUGUACAUAGAGACAUCAAAACUACCAACGUGCUACUAGAUAGCGAUCUAAAUGCUAAAAUCUCCGACUUCGGUUUGGCCAAGUUUGACGUUGAGGAAAAUACCCAUAUUACCACCAGAGUUGUUGGAACUAUAGGACACAUGGCCCCAGAAUAUGCAUUAUGGGGCUAUCUCACCUACAAGGCAGAUGUUUACAGUUUCGGGAUUGUUGCAUUAGAGAUUGUUGCUGGGAAGAACAAUACAAAAUAUCGAUCAGAAGAGGAUUAUGUAUUGCCUACAAGAUUGGGUAAAUAUAUAAUCCAUGUUUCAAGUUAUGAUUUGAGAAUAUCAUAUAAAUAUCCAUAGGUGCAUUAAACUUCUGCGAAUUCAUUAAUGCUUUUCUCCUGUUAAUUAAUUUAAUCUUUAAAGUUAUUUUAUCUCCUCAAUCUAUUCCAGGCUUUUGUUUACAUCAAAGGGGAAACUUGAUGGAGUUGGUGGAUCCACGGUUGGGAACCGAGUUCAAUGAAGAAGAGCAAAU